CCGAGCCGGCUGCGGCUGUUCAUUUCGUCAGUUGGAUUUCAGAACAUCGAACGGGCGGGCGUGUGUAGGAUGGAUAGCUAAAGAUACCUCAGUUUUUUUUUCAUCCCGUCUUCUUACAGUGUUUGUUUAAUACCUUCCGGCACACUAUCCGUGAAUCCUUCUCGACGGCGGUGCUUUUAAAUUAUUUUAGUAUUUUGGCGUUAAUUUUCUAUAUCUUGUCUCAACGCCUUUCCGAUUUCACGUCGAGAAGGUGGCCGCACAAGUUUGAAAGCGGCUAAACAAGAGUACCAACACCCACUCGUUACAUUAUUGUCGCUGUAUCUAAACAUCAAGCAAACAUCAGAAUGGUUAAGAAGAUAUCUGAAGAAAGUGUAGAUAGUGGUGUGGGCCGCUGCAGCAGCCAGUCCGGUAGCGAGCGUGAUUCGGACGGCGGCGGCGCACGCGCUGAGCCCUCCGCGCCCAUGGCUAUCGCCGACAGCGAGGAGCUCCAGCGCCGCAAGGAGGAGGCCCGCAGGAAGCGCCGCAGGAAGAAGCGCUCCGGCAGCUCCGUCGUCACUUCGUGCUUCCAAGACCUGUACAAGCUGACAGGGGAGGUGCUGGGCGAGGGCGCAUACGCGUCGGUGCAGACAUGCGUCAACAUCUACACGGGGCGAGAGUUUGCAGUGAAGAUCAUAGACAAGGUGCCCGGCCACGCCCGCGCCCGGGUGUUCCGCGAGGUGGAGACCUUCCACUACUGCCAGGGACACCCCAACAUCAUCCAGCUCAUUGAAUUCUUUGAGGACACCGACAAGUUCUAUCUUGUCUUUGAAAAGAUCAACGGUGGCCAGCUCCUGUCUCGUAUCCAGGAGCACCAUUAUUUCUCGGAGCCGCAGGCAGCGGAGAUUGUGCGCGAGAUCGCGAACGCGCUGCACUUCCUGCACGGCAAGGGCGUGGCGCACCGCGACCUCAAGCCGGAGAACAUUCUAUGUGUGCACCGCGACAGACUGUGCCCCGUCAAGAUCUGCGACUUCGACCUCGGUAGUGGCAUCAGCUUCACCUCCAGCCUCGCCAGCCCGCUCGCCACGCCGCAGCUCAUGACACCGGUGGGCAGCGCGGAGUUCAUGGCGCCGGAGGUGGUGUCGCUGUUCGCGGGCUCCGCGGCGACGCACUACGACAAGCGCUGCGACUUGUGGUCGCUGGGCGUGAUCGCGUACAUCCUGCUGUGCGGCUACCCGCCCUUCCGCGCCGACUGCGGCAACGACUGCGGCUGGGAGCGCGGCGAGAACUGCCGCGCCUGCCAGGAGCUGCUCUUCACCACCAUACAGGAGGGUAGGUACUCGUUCCCGGAGGAGGAGUGGGCGAACAUAUCGUGGGAGGCGAAGGAGCUGAUCGGGCAGCUGUUGGUGCGUGAGGCGUCGCACCGGCUGAGCGCCGAGCGUGUGCUGCAGCAUCCCUGGCUGCGGCGCGCCGGCCCCGCCGACUGCCGCGCCGCCCCGCCGCUCAACACGCCGCGCAACAUGCAACGUAAUAUGUCGGCUCGCAACCUGUCGAACUUCGCGGAGUCAGCGAUGGCGGUGAACCGCGUGAUCCAGCAGCAUUUCUCCAUGAACUACUCGUACAUGGAGCGUCCGGCGGGCGCGCUGCGCUCCAGCAAGUCCUGCCACCCCAGCCCCGACAUCCUGGAGGACGAGCUGCCGCGCUGCGUCGACGACUGCUGCCCCCCACUGGGCCUCUCGCCGCCCGCGGAGUCGCAGCUGCUGCGUCGCCGUCUGCAGCAGCCCACGGACAAGUCUGUGCAAGUGCACUAACUCCCCCCACGCCGCAGACCCCCGCCACCCCUACCAAUGAUACGCCCUCGACGAUCAUGCUACCGAGCUACAAGUGAAACUUCUACUAGACAGUUCUAUUACCUAGUUUGUGAGCGGAUGAUUCCAAGUAUACCUUGUAACGAGUAGUGUAUUUGUAACUUUAGCUGUAAGCACAUGGCUCGGCUUUAUGCUUAAAGUGUUCGGUUUGGGAUCUGAGGACUCGAAUGUAUGCUAGUGUAGCUGUACCCGCCGAUUUGCCUCAACAUUGUGCGGUUGUGCUACUCGGUCUCCCUGUGACGUCACACCUAGCGAACGAACGUGCGCGUGCGCAUGCCACCGCGUCUGUGUCAGUGUCACAUUCCAUCGAGCGACGCAGUACAAGAUUCGACCCCCACCGCGUUGUACACCCCCCUGUAAUAUAUCGCUUGCGACGCCAACUAAAGAUCCUUGUUAGAACAAAAAAAAAAACUAAUUUCGCACUCGACUUUGUUAAUAAAAAACUUUGAGUACAAUUUAUACCUCUAAAGUCUAUGCAGAGUUCAUUUUUUUAAAUUUUAAUUGUCUGGUGUGAAGUUAGAGUAAAAACGUAAAAAAAAUAUUUGGAGAGUAUAUUUAGGUGGCAAUGAUCUCCUGUUGGUGUUGCAAGCGACCUGAGACAGUUAUCUAAACAGUGGCUGCAACGUCUGUUUAAAAAUGUAGAUCUAGGAAGAUGUGUCGAUCUUGUCGCAGCAUUGUUGAAGCUGAUUUACUAUGUUAUAAUUUGAAAGAAGGGCUAAAAUGUACCUAAUAAUUGCUGUUUUUGUAUUGUUUUGUAGAUUAUUAAUAUUUGUUAAAAUUACUUACUGACAUGGUUCGAAUUCCAGUGGUUUUUAUAUGAUCAGCCAAAUAGUGAUGACUCGUAAAUACCGUUCUGUGAAAAGCAACACUUUUAAAGGGAAUAGUUUGCUGUAAAUGCUUUUCGCUCUGCGUAGUGACGAAAAUAUUAAAUCAGCAAAAAUACUCCUUAUUCAAGUCUACUUUUUGAAUGCUAAUUACAUGAAAUGUUCAAAAAAGCAUUAAUUUGAACGGCGAGUUUCUAGAUGUCUGCUUUCAUGUUACUUUGACUUUCCGGCUUAUAUUUGUCCCAAGUCGAAAGUGAAGUUGCAGUACUUGUGGGCGUUGCGGCCACUGCACCGCGACGGACACGCGACGACGUGACGGUGACGUGACGACGUCGUGACGGCGACGACUCUUGCUAUAAGACACGUCCGAUCGCGACUCUACUGUCAACGGUACUUAGAGCUGUAACAGUUUUAUUUGAGCCUUUUAAAGAUAUAUUUUUAUGGAUAAAUAAAAACGACUGAAUAGUUUUUAUCUAUAUGUAGAUUGUAUUUGUGAGUUUGUUGCGGAGACCGUUGGUCGAUAAAAUCGUAUUAUAUGAAACAUAGUUGUGCUGAACUGUACAUUAUAUUCGAUAACAGAUUAUUUUCAUUUUGUUUUCUCUCCGGAUUUAUGAAAUCCGCUGUACAGAGAGGAGCUUAUUGUGUGAUCGACUUCCGUUCGUGGCCUAUCCUUUUUUUUUUUGUAAAAAAAACGAAUGUGUUAAAUUUUGUUACUUUUCGAUAGCGUGUUCGGAAACUAGUCUGUUAUGUGAUUGUUUUUGCAUUUUUACCAACCAACCACAUCUCAUUAAUUAAGAUUGAAUCGAGCUAAGUUUUAUACGGGAGUCAAGGGAAAUAUGUGACAUUUUGGAUUAAGAAUGGUUCGAGACUACAGUCCGACACAUGUAUAUAUUUAUGUUAAUAUAAAAAAAAAUACUAGGGUAAAAACAUUUGUCUCAUUUAGAAGUAAACAAAAUCUCUGCAGUAGGAUCUACUUCAAAGCAUUUUGAAUCUUUUAAAUUUUAGACUUCACAACACCCAAUGUGUCUUCCAUGGUUUUGUUAUAAAUUUACACUAAAAAAUCCAUCAAAUCAAAUUAAGGCAGAUGUACAUUCUUUUUUCUAAUUCUGUAAUUCAAUGUUUUUAAUCAAUCAAUCUGUAUACAUGUUUUUGAAUGUAAGCAAGAUAUGAUUUGCUUUUUUUCUAGAAUAUAACUUGGUACUUGUGAAGGGGGCACCUGUGGACUGAAUUAAAAAGAAAUGUCAUAUAUUUUGUUCUACUUGAAAAGUGUUGGUUAAGUGUUGCAUGGUGUUCCAUGGAGCUGCCAUAUAAUUGUGAUCAGUUUGAAUACUUUUUGUAAUAACGGAGAAUGAAGUGUUGAGAUAAUGUUAAGUGUAGACCUGCUAGUUUGUAAUCCUGCAUGGAAGUUUGAUUGGAGAGACGCGCAGCGCCACCUAUCUUAGAAUGUUAUAAUUUCUAUUUCCACAAAUUUUAUGUCUUUUUUUUUAUUAUUAUUGUAAUGUUAUUUGUAACCUUUCCGGUGGCUUGAUCCAAUCAAAUUGAAACUUACGCAGUACUUUGUUAAAAUUUUGUUUCGACUAAAUCAUUGAUUUAAAACUCAUUGAAAUACAAAUGUUUGAAUUUCC
Messenger RNA from Papilio polytes (common Mormon), 4293 nucleotides. RefSeq names its product MAP kinase-interacting serine/threonine-protein kinase 1-like (gene Lk6). Gene Ontology annotation, biological process: protein autophosphorylation; peptidyl-serine phosphorylation; intracellular signal transduction. The record is from RefSeq and is a predicted model, not a curated record. The transcript has 7 exons. Bases 345 to 1787 code for a protein of 480 amino acids. Lineage: Eukaryota; Metazoa; Arthropoda; Insecta; Lepidoptera; Papilionidae. Gene Ontology annotation, cellular component: cytoplasm; nucleus. Gene Ontology annotation, molecular function: calcium/calmodulin-dependent protein kinase activity; calcium-dependent protein serine/threonine kinase activity; ATP binding.